Pyricularia oryzae 70-15 is the source of this 2165-nucleotide messenger RNA. RefSeq lists its product as uncharacterized. NCBI's taxonomy places the organism in Eukaryota, Fungi, Ascomycota, Sordariomycetes, Magnaporthales, Pyriculariaceae. Bases 360 to 2165 code for a protein of 601 amino acids. The transcript has 2 exons. The record is from RefSeq and is a predicted model, not a curated record.
UCAGCCACCAAGCGCACAAAAUCGGUGUGGAUAAAAUCACUUUUUUUGACAAGGGAAAACUGAAUUCUCUCUGAGCGGAUGGUCAAACCGGCCAUUUUUGUCGGUCAAAACCUCGAUUUUGAUCUCAACCUCGUCGAUGUUUGAAUUCCCAAGCAUCCUGACGAGGAUUUGUCAGAUCUGAAGCAAAGAUCACUUCCCGACCGGCCAUAUCCACAUCAGAUUGGCCGAGGCUGUUUUCCCUCAACAGUUAGCCACCCCACGUGGCGAAAGCAGUCGUUUCCAUCAGACAGAUAUCGCCAUCAGCCUUUUUCAUCCCGAAUCUCAUUUAAUCAGAACACUUCCAUGGGUUAGAGCCCGCCAUGGCGCCUCACGGGUACGCGUUGCGUAGCCGCGCGACACCACAAACUCAGGAUCUGCAGAACGAAGCAACAUGCAAAGAUCACAAACCUGCAGCAGCAGCUCCCAAGCUGGUCGCGGGACCAAGCACCGCCAAGCUACCAAGCCCAUCCCCUGAAAACGACUGCAACUAUGAGCCCAAGCGGGUGGUCCAUCUGACCGACAAAGGAGCGGCCUACUUCAUCGACAAGGCGUUCAAGCUCCUUCGUCCCAGGCUGGUGCCGUAUGAUUAUAAGGACGGCCACGAGGAGGUGCUCAUUCCCUUGCGUGAGGGGAUAGGUGCACCCGUCGUCCCCAUGCAAAGGAAGCUGGUACGGAGGGGCAUGGACAGGAGUGGGCUGCCGCUGGAUGGCGACCCGCCUGAGGUUUUGGAUGAGAUUGUCGUGGGCGGCACCAAGGUCAACCAGGGAGCUGAUAGCAAUGCCGACCGGGACAACCGUAGCAAGACCGGCCAAGAGGACGAUGAGAACGACAACCAGGCGAUGGUUCAGGCUGCGGAAUCCGCUGCAAACACAGAUGCGCCAGAGGUGGAUAAGAUUAUGGUUGCAGGCAACAAGGCCGAUGAGGGCGACGGCGACGACGAUUCGCAUACAGAGGUCGAGUCUCAGACAUCUGCCGCAGAGGUACAGUCGCCAUUUGAAGAUGUAACAAUGGCAAGCCUACCGGGCGCGGAGUCAGAAUCACGUGUUCCGAAUGAACCUUUGUCAGAGAAAGAUGACACUAUUGCAACUAGCAUGGCGGACCAGAAUAUGAGCAGCGACGACGACCAACUAACGGAGGUUGAGCUUGGAACACCUGUCCAAAAGGUGCAUGUUACACACGUCAAGUCGCAUAUCGAAAAUGUAACUAUGGCGGACGCACAGGAGAUCGACGUUGAGGGCACGAUGCUUGAUCAGAAAACCGAGGCCAACUUGCAGACAGUGGCCGAUGACGAGGACGAAGACUCCCUUGCUGAUACCGUUAUUGGAACGACAUCUGUUGCGGAGGGACCUAUCCCAGAAGCCACGGUUGCAACGACGCCUAUUGUGGAUAAAACUCUGGGACAUACAGCUGCUGCAGACACAGAUACUACAGAGGGAUAUGAAGUUGUUAUGGAAGACAGCACAGUCGAGUCGGAUAUUGCAAGUUUGCAUGCGAUGGCCGACCUGGAAGGAUUUAUUACCAAGGCAUUUAUUUCAGAGAUGCCUGCUGCAGGGACAGCCACGGAGAAGGCAUAUGUUGCAGAGACUCCCAUGGCAGAUUUACGGAAUGAUUUUGCUACCAGCCAGGCAGUUUCAGUGGUCGCCACACCUCCUUUUCCAGCUCCGGCUCUUCCGUCGGUUAUAAACCCGGCCCCGCAACCAACCAUGCCUGCAGCUUUCCCUCUCCGCAACUACCAAUCACCAUUGCCACAGUCCAGACAUCCUCGAUCUACUCUGCCUACUCGGCCUACUCGGUCUUUUCGACACUCUCUACCUUCUUUACCUUAUCAGCUUCCUCGCCCUCCUCGACCACCCCCUCCUCUCUUUUAUGAGACUGCUCCUCGUCUUCCUUUACCUCCUCCACCUCCGGCAUCUCCACCACAUCCAGCACCAACUGCCACUACUGAAGCCUCACUAACUCCGCCCCGAGAAUAUGACGAUAUAACCGGGUACGAGCACGGCGACACGCCCGAGACUUACUACCUCCCAUUCGCCGGAGACCCUGACCGCACAAGGGUUUAUCUUUUGAGACGAGCUGAGAACAUUAAGAGGGCGAACCGAGAGGCACGGCCGGCGUGGAGGGAUUAA